GAACAUAAAUAAACGGGAAUCCGGUCCAGCUUGAAGAUGGCAGCACCCGGUGCUGGUGCCCCUACCCGGCUGGUCCAGUACGUGGUGGUCCGCUCGGACCUGAUCCACAAGCUAUCAUGGCCACUGGGGGCCGUGAUCACCCAGGCGUGCCACGCCGCUACCGCCGCGAUCCACCUGCACUACGGAGACCCGGACACCCAGCGGUACCUGGAGGAGCUGGACUCCAUGCACAAGGUGGUGCUGGGGGCUCCGGAUGAGGCCGCUCUCUCCGGACUCUCAGACGCUCUGACUCAGGCUGGAGUCUCCCACAAACUAUGGAUCGAGCAGCCGGAAAAUAUCCCCACCUGUCUGGCUUUGAAGCCAUACCCUAAAGAGACUGUCCAGCCACUGAUGAAAAAGUUUAAAUUGUUUAAAUGACUUUUCAUGAAAAUCAUUAAAAGCGAUAAAAUGCACUGGGUGGCGCCAAAACAACCCUGGUUCAACGUUGACGUGAAUAAAUCCUUGUUGAAUCCUG
Messenger RNA from Girardinichthys multiradiatus, 514 nucleotides. RefSeq names its product peptidyl-tRNA hydrolase domain containing 1 (gene ptrhd1). The record is from RefSeq and is a predicted model, not a curated record. Gene Ontology annotation, molecular function: peptidyl-tRNA hydrolase activity. Lineage: Eukaryota; Metazoa; Chordata; Actinopteri; Cyprinodontiformes; Goodeidae. The transcript is spliced from 2 exons. The coding region runs from base 37 to 417 and encodes 126 amino acids.